Molecule: messenger RNA, 4061 nt
Organism: Melanotaenia boesemani (Boeseman's rainbowfish)
Lineage: Eukaryota; Metazoa; Chordata; Actinopteri; Atheriniformes; Melanotaeniidae
Product: semaphorin-5B-like
Exons: 22
Coding region: 189-3479 (1096 amino acids)
Biological process (GO): negative regulation of axon extension involved in axon guidance; neural crest cell migration; positive regulation of cell migration
Molecular function (GO): chemorepellent activity; semaphorin receptor binding
Source: RefSeq, a predicted model, not a curated record
UGAGUGGAUGUGUAACAAGUUCUCUCUUUCUCUUAUGUUUCUCAUAACUCUUUUCCUCUCCCGCCAUGUGAAGCGUGAGGAUCUGGGACGCUUGUUUUUCUGCCCAUUCUGCUCUGGUGGUGAUGAUAUUCCUCUUUGCUCCCACAGGUGAUUCUUGAGAACCUGAUAGAAGACUGAAUGUUGUAACUAUGGUUACUUCAGGGUGGGGGGCAUUGGCCCUGUCCUCCUGUGGUCUCGUCCUGGUCAUCUGUUGGUCUACAUGUCUGUCCGAGCAGCCACAAAUCAAACCUGCAGAGUGCAGCAGAAAAGAACAUCCUGUUGCCUCCUACCAAGCACUGAGGUCAUGGGUUUCUGAGUUUUCUCAUCCAGGAGCAAAGGACUUCUCACAGCUGGCCAUGGACCUGAGCAGAAACCAGCUCAUUGUAGGAGCAAGAAACUUCCUUUUCCGGCUGAGUUUAAGCAACGUCUCCCUAAUGCAGGCAACAGCCUGGGCACCCAGUGAAGACACUAGGCGUUCAUGUCAGAGCAAGGGCAAAUCUGAGCAGUUGUGUUGCGUUUUUCUGCAGGAUGAAUGUCAAAACUAUAUCCGUGUUUUGCUGAUAAACCGGAGAACGCUCUUCACAUGUGGGACCAACGCUUUCACACCUGUCUGCAUAACCAGGCAGAUUUCUAACAUCAGUCAGGUGCUGGACACAGUGAACGGUGUUGCCCGCUGUCCCUACGACCCGCGGCAUAACUCCACCGCCAUGAUGACAGAGAAGGGCGAGUUGUAUGCUGCCACUGUGAUUGAUUUCUCUGGGCGUGACCCUGUCAUCUACAGGAGCCUGGGGAACAUGCCGCCACUGCGCACUGCCCAGUACAACUCUAAAUGGCUCAACGAGCCUCAUUUUGUCUCUGCUUAUGAGAUCGGCCGGUUCGCCUACUUCUUCCUGAGAGAAACCGCGGUUGAAAAUGACUGUGGGAAGAUGGUGUUCUCUCGAGUGGCGCGGGUCUGUAAGAACGACAUAGGCGGACGUUUUCUUUUAGAAGACACCUGGACCACCUUUAUGAAGGCCCGCCUUAACUGCUCUCGCUCCGGAGAGAUCCCCUUUUACUUCAAUGAGCUGCAGAGCACCUUCUACUUACCAGAGCAAGACCUGAUUUAUGGAGUCUUCACCACUAAUGUGAACAGUAUAUCAGCUUCUGCUGUGUGUGCCUUCAAUCUGAGCGCCAUCACCCUGGCUUUCAACGGACCUUUUCGCUACCAGGAGAAUCCUCGCACUGCUUGGCUCUCCACCCCAAACCCCAUACCCAAUUUUCAGUGUGGCACGCUAGAGGAGGACGGCCCAGGGCGAAACCUGACUGAGCGCAACCUCCAGGAUGCCCAGCGACUCUUCCUCAUGAGCGACGUGGUUCAACCAGUCACCAUCAACCCCCUGCUCACCCAGGACAACCUGCGCUUCUCCAAGCUGGUGGUGGACAUCGUGCAGGGCCGAGACGCUCUCUACCACGUCAUGUAUAUUGGCACUGAAUAUGGCACCAUCCUGAAAGCUCUUGCCACAACCAAUAAAAGCCUUCAUGGCUGCUACCUGGAGGAGCUCAGGAUCCUCCCAGAGGGGCAAGUGGGGACGAUAAAGAGUCUGCAAAUCCUUUACAACGACAGAUCCUUGUUUGUGGGGCUCAAUGACAGACUGGUGAAGAUCCCAUUAGAGCGCUGCUCCACCUAUCCAACCGAACGUGAAUGCAUGGGGGCUCGGGACCCUUAUUGUGGCUGGGAUCUAAAACAGAAGCGCUGCACCACCAUCGAGGAGAGCUCCAACAUGAACCAGUGGACCCAAAACAUCACCGAAUGCCCAGUGAGAAACCUGACACAGGAUGGCGGUUUUGGUCCGUGGGCACCGUGGCAACCUUGUAACCACGAUGAUGGCGAGGGCUUUUUCAGUAGCUGCCUGUGUCGGUCUCGCUUCUGUGAUGGACCAGUGGCCAGAUGUGGUGGGGCUGAAUGCAGAGGCCCGACCAUCCAGGUGGCAAACUGUUCAAGAAAUGGUGGCUGGACUCCCUGGUCUUCCUGGGGCCAGUGCAGCAGCAGCUGUGGCAUCGGAUUCGAGGUAAGGCAGCGAUCCUGCAACAACCCCUCGCCUCGCCACGGCGGUCGAAUAUGCGUCGGUCAGGGCCGGGAGGAAAGACUGUGCAAUGAGAAAAAGCCGUGUCCGCUGCCUGUGCUGUGGACAGCUUGGGGGCCCUGGGCUCACUGCAGUGCUGAAUGCGGAGGAGGGGUCCACUCUCGAACUAGAAACUGUGAGAAUGGGAAUAACUGUCCAGGAUGUGAAACGGAGUACAAGGCCUGUAACCUGGAGGCUUGCCCUGAGGUUCGUCGCAACACACCCUGGACCCCGUGGAUGCCAGUAAAUGUCAGUCAAGAUGGGUCAAGGCAAGAGCAAAGGUUCAGGUACACCUGUCGGGCGCUGCUGCAUGACCCCCAGCAGCUCCAGCUGGGCAGGAAGAAGCUGGAGACCCGUUUCUGCCCCAAUGAUGGCUCUGGAUCUUGCCAGACUGACUCUCUAGUUGAAGAUUUAGCAAAGACUAGCAGCCGAACUUUUUCCCAGCCUCAAGGUGCCCGAUGGGGAUCCUGGGAAACGUGGUCCAGCUGUUCCCAGCAGUGUUCUGGAGGGUUCAGAACCCGGAAGCGUAGCUGCUCUACGUCCGAGGGACGGACUAACCCGGGAGCCUGUGUAGGAUCCCCAGUGGAGUAUCAGGACUGCAACAUUCAGCCCUGUCCAGUGAGUGGAGUCUGGUCUUGCUGGUCCUCCUGGUCCCAGUGCUCGUCCAGCUGUGGUGGCGGGCACUAUCACCGGACCCGGACAUGCAACAGCCCACCCCCUGCAAAUGGAGGAGACAUCUGUAUAGGCCUGCAUACUGAAGAAGCCCUCUGUAAUACACACAUCUGUGAAGGUUGGGGUGAAUGGACGGACUGGGGGGAUUGUGAUGAGGAGGGCUUGCAACAUCGCACACAUCGAUGUGGUGAAGACCAGGAGGUCAACCUUUGCCAAGGCAACCUCACCCAGUCCAGGCCAUGCCAGCCUCAUGAGGUGCCAGUCAUUUUACACGGACAAGAGGAGCAGAGCUGUGGAACCUUUACUUUGUUCCAGUUGGUAGCUGUGGGUGCAGCCAGCUUCUUUGCAGCAGCCCUGCUGUCAGGACUGGCUUACUCAUACUGCCACAACAUGAACCGACCAUCAGUGGAGUCAGCAGUGAUCCACCCCAGCACACCCAACCACCUCACAUACACCAAGCAAGGCAAAGCCACACCAAAGAAUGAAAAGUACAUCCCCAUGGAGUUUAAGACGCUAAACAAAAACAAUCUUCACGUGAACGACGAGACGUGCAACCACUUCUCCUCCCCGCUGCCAUCCAGCAACAUGUUCACCACCACCUAUUACCCACCCUGUGUGAGCAAAUACGAUUUCCGUCCCGACUCCCCCUGCUACAUGCACAGCUGAGAAGAGACUGGAUUCCGACUCAAACUGAGCCUUUUUCUUCUCGUCACCUACAUGGAGCGUUUCUGAAUUCAGCGAAGGUUUUAAAUGGUCUGAAAGUAAACACCAAAAUCAUUCAUUUGCCAGUCUAAUUUUUAGGUGGGUUACUGGUGAGAUUGCCUGAAAUACACUUCAUCUGAAAUUUUGCUUGCUUAUAAAAACUGAGAAUAACUGUUUUAAAAAUAAGCAGCAUCUUCUUUUUUUUAGAGACUUUUUUAAAAUGCUGUUUAAUACACAGACCUGAAGGCAAGUGGAUCAUUUCUUUAGUAAAAAGUUCUUCCACUUAAGUAAAAUAAUCCCAAUAUUUGCAGUUUUCAUUAUAAAACUGCUAAAUCUUGAACAUCAAGUUUUCACUUUUGUAAGUCGGGUGCUGGAAGGUGAAAUUUCUGUCAAAAUUUGUUGCUCAGGCUCAGAAAAAAAAUGUUGAUCAGACGAAAUCCCAUAAGCUUGAUGAGCUUGAUGAGUAUAAAAGGGGAAUAUUCUCCAAAUUAAGGACUGGUUUUCUGGUUGCACAAACAAGCAGAUGCAUGCAAGACACAAAAGAUG